Nyctereutes procyonoides (raccoon dog) is the source of this 2094-nucleotide messenger RNA. It is a transcript of the gene NAP1L5, whose product is annotated as nucleosome assembly protein 1 like 5. Bases 89 to 646 code for a protein of 185 amino acids. The record is from RefSeq and is a predicted model, not a curated record. The transcript has a single exon. Lineage: Eukaryota; Metazoa; Chordata; Mammalia; Carnivora; Canidae. Gene Ontology annotation, molecular function: histone binding; chromatin binding. Gene Ontology annotation, cellular component: chromatin; nucleus. Gene Ontology annotation, biological process: nucleosome assembly.
CUUGCCGCAGCCGCAGGACCGCUCCGGUGCAGCUCGGGCGCGGGUCUCUGCGGGAGCCACCCUAGACCUCCGCAGCUGCUUCUGGAACAUGGCUGACUCGGAAAACCAGGGGCCUGCGGAGCCGAGCCAGGCGGCGGCGGAGGCGGCGGAGGAGGUAAUGGCGGAAGGCGGCGCGCAGCGGGGGGACUCGGACAGCGCGGCCGGGGACUCGGACAGCGCGGCCGGGCAGACGGCCGAGGAGCCCCAGACCCCCGCGGACAACGCGCCAAAGCCCAAAAAUGACUUUAUCGAGAGCCUGCCUAAUUCGGUCAAGUGCCGAGUCCUGGCCCUCAAGAAGCUGCAGAAGCGCUGCGAUAAGAUAGAAGCCAAAUUUGAUAAGGAAUUCCAGGCUCUGGAAAAGAAGUAUAACGACAUCUAUAAGCCCCUACUUGCCAAGAUCCAGGAGCUCACCGGUGAGAUGGAGGGGUGUGCAUGGACCUUAGAGGGGGAGGAGGAGGACGACGACGAGGAAGAGUACGAGGAUGAGGAGGAUGAGGAGGAGGGGGAGGAGGAGGAGGAGGAAGCUGCGGCAGAGGCUGCUGUGGAGGCGGCGGCUGCCAAAGAUGAGGGUCCCCACUCUGCAGUGCCUGACGACGCCAAGAAAUAAGCAGGGCCAGAGAUUGAAGAGGAAGAGUGACGACGAAAGCAAAACCCCCUAUUUUAUUUAUUUCUUUCUCUUUUUUUGAAUAUUGGUGGACUUAAAAAUAAGGCUCAGGUUUGGGACCAAAAUACAAUGUGAAUCAAUUUUGACAUUCCUAAAAUUAAGUUAAAUUGAAGCAAUCAGAUCCUGGCCAGCCCGUUUCAAAUUUUUCAUUUUGAACACAAUAAAUGUGUAUCAAAAGGUGUUGAAGAAAACAAGUUAAAUUUAAAAUGAUUUUUUUUUUCAUGAUCUCUUCUGCACGGACUGCAAUUGAGGCUUAAGGGUGUCAAGUAGAUGUGAAGAAUGUCACUUUGAAACCUAUUCAUCCCACCACCAUCACACUACACACGCAACACCCAGACCAAGACUGAAUGAACAUGUUCUCAAUGCUUAAUUCUUCAGUUUCUUUAGUCCGGACAUUCUCCAGUGCAGAAAAAGCAGAAGACUCUCAUCUUUAAGUCUUUGCUUUUGUAACCCACACAUCAGCUUUACACUUCAGAGAAGAGUGAUGGAAUUGUGGAAGCCUGUGAUGGAGAUCAUGACAGUACUGUGUAAUGAGGUCUGGAAAACUGCCACUUCAAAUUCUAAAGAAUGUUCUGAAUAUCUGAAUUUAAGACAAGCAACAUGGUUCUGAGAAGGAGGGUGUAUAACCUGUAUAAUAUUGUCAACAUAUGUGUUCGUUAUUUACAGUCUUGUGUUUAUGUGUUUUCUUGGUAGCGUCUAUUUACAAAGGUGAAAAAAAAAAACCAAAAUGUUUUAAGUAUUCAAUCCCUUUACCUAGCAUUCUAGAAAUAUUAAUUUACUUGAAAAGAUGUAGAAUGUAGCAAAUCCUGUAAAGCAUGUGUAUUCAGUGUUUUAUGUAGUUUGAUCCUUGUGAAGUCUUUUUGUCAUGUAGCUUUUAGAAUGUAGCUGUGAAAAUUAUCAGAACUCUUCAAUGAAGCUAAUGUUUGGAAAAAAUAAAUACUUGAAGAACCAAUACAAGUGUGUGUCCCCACCCCCAGCUCAGAAGUAGAAGGGUUUAAGUUUGCUUGUAUUAGCUGUGCCUUCAUUAUUUUGCUAUGUAAAUGUGACAUAAUAAAUUAAAAAAUGGUGCAUAUUCAAAUUUUAAUGCUUGAAGACAGACUGGCAUACAGUUAAGGAUUUUCAGGAAGGACACAUUAAAUGUAAAGACUCUUAAGCUUCCUUGUGGGUUUUGAAUUUUGUGUGAUUCAGUGAUCUAUAAAGAAACAUAAGCAUAAAGUUGUUUACCACUGUAGUAUUAAUAAAACAGUAUUUUCAAAAAACAAAAGGACUCGGAAUACUCUGCCUGCCUGGAAUCAAAUCCCAGCUCUGCCUCUUACAAGCAACGAACCUUACACAAGUCAGUUGAUCUGUUUCAGUUUCUCCUUCUAUAAAAGGGGAUAGUAACAGCCUCU